AUGUUGAGUCAGAGAGAAGAAGAUCUCGAGAAACUCGCCGAGACGUGCCUCGCCGCGGCCAAGCAGAUCAAGCAGUACCUCGCCGACAACAACCACCCACAGCCCAGUUUCGACGAGAAUGGGCCGUCGUCGUUCCCGCCCGCGACGCCCGACUUUCAACAGACCAGACUCGAGCUGCGCACGGCGGCCCGGCGCCUGUAUGAUCUGGCCUCGGGGCCGGACGAUAUUGUGACUUGGCAUCUCUAUCACUGUAACCAUGACCUCAACGCCUUCCGCUACGUGUACCGGUACAAAGUGGCCGAGGGGGUGCCCCUGGACGGCGGCACCAUCAGCUACCCGGACCUGGCGGGCAAGCUGGGCGUGGACGCGUCGCAGCUCAAGCAGAUGCUGCGGCAGCUGAUGCCGAUCCACGUGUUCCGCGAGCCGCAGCCGGGCCGGGUGGGCCACACGGCGUCGUCGCGGCUGCUGGCAACGCACGGCGGCAUCGCGACCUUCAUGGGGUUCCUGGCCGAGGACACGUUCCCGCUGUGCGCGCGGCAGGUCGACGCCCUGGAGAAAUGGGGCCACGGCCGCCCGGAGCCCACCCGCACCGCCCUCAGCUACUACUACGACACGGACCUGCCCUGCCACGACUACUACGAGACCAACCCGGCCGUGCGCGACCGGUUCGGCCGCCUGAUGACGCACCUGACGGCGAACCCGCUGAUGGCCAACGGCCACGUGGCGCGCGGGUUUGACUGGGGCAACCUGCCGCGCGACAGCGUCGUCGUCGACGUCGCCGGCAACGCGGGCCACUGCGCCGUGCCCAUCGCCGAGAGCACCGACCCCAGCGUGCGCAUCGUGGUCCAGGACCUGCCCAAGGUGGUGGCCGCGGCGCGGGACCCAGCCACCAGCGUUAUCCCCCAACACCUGCGCGCCCGCUUCGACUUCAUGGCCCACGACUACUUCACGCCGCAGCCCGUGCGCGGCGCCGCCGUCUACUUCCUGCGCAUGAUCGUCCACAACCACAGCGACGCCCUGGCCGUCAAGGUCCUGCGCCAGAUCGUCCCCGCCAUGACUCCGCAAUCGCGCAUCGUCAUCAUGGACCAGGUCAUGCCCCCCGCCGCGGGCCUGCUCCCGGAACCGCUCGAGCGCAUCAAACGCGCCCAGGACCUGCAGAUGAUGCUGCUCCUCAACGCAAAGGAGCGCGACGAGGCCGAGUGGGCCGACCUGAUGGCCCGCGCGGGCGAGGGGUUGGUCCAAGACGUUUUCGCCGCCGCCACGGGAGAGCCCGAUGCGGGCAAAAGCAAGAAAUUGGGCAUUGUGGCCGUGCGCACCCCGCCGGGCAGUAUGAUGAGUUUGAUCGAGGUCGGGUUCGUCGAUGAUGGUGCCCCCGAGGCUGAAGUCGUCGCGGAGGAUAAGACUCUUUGA
Molecule: messenger RNA, 1410 nt
Organism: Fonsecaea nubica
Lineage: Eukaryota; Fungi; Ascomycota; Eurotiomycetes; Chaetothyriales; Herpotrichiellaceae
Exons: 2
Coding region: 1-1410 (469 amino acids)
Molecular function (GO): O-methyltransferase activity
Source: RefSeq, a predicted model, not a curated record